Molecule: messenger RNA, 5787 nt
Organism: Achroia grisella
Lineage: Eukaryota; Metazoa; Arthropoda; Insecta; Lepidoptera; Pyralidae
Gene: Dscam3
Product: cell adhesion molecule Dscam2-like
Exons: 32
Coding region: 175-5787 (1870 amino acids)
Biological process (GO): cell-cell adhesion
Molecular function (GO): protein binding
Source: RefSeq, a predicted model, not a curated record
CGCGUGCGGGUGUGCCUCGCGUUCAACCUCGCGUUGUCUCCAUCCCUGUCACACCAACCCCAAGUGCUGCCCGUGCGAAAGGAACGCUAGUGAAAAACGUAAAACUAGGCAAUUUCUGAUGUGACGGGAGGGCGUACCCCUAGCGAUGUAACCCGUUCGCCAAGUGCAGCCAACAUGUGCUCCUGGGUGGUGACAGCCCUCAUCAUCCUAUAUGCCAUGGGUGGCGAGGGUCAGGAGCAUGGGCCGGUGUUCCUGAUGGAGCCUCCACCGCGGCUGGUGUUCUCCAACAGUACGGGCGCGCGAGUGUCGUGCGCCGCUCACGGGUUCCCAGCGCCGCAGCUGGCCUGGCAGCAGCCUGAUGGGGCCCAACUGGACGAUGUACCUGGCCUAAGACAAGUGCUAGACAAUGGGACACUAGUUCUGCUACCGUUUCCAGCGACUCAAUACCGUCCUGACAUCCACUCGACCGUAUACCGCUGCCGGGCCCACAACGCACACGGCGCCAUACUCUCACGAGAUAUGCGUACUCAAGCCGUUGUAUGGCAAGAGUGGCGAGUCCGCGUUACGUCCACACAAGCUGAGGCCGGCGGGCCAGCUCUACUUACGUGCGUGGUGCCGGCAGCGCUGCGGGAGCACGCAUCCGUCGCAGCCUGGUACAGAAACGAUGCUGUACUGCCCGCUGCAGACCAUCUAUCGGGCUCCACGCUACUCGUUGGUGAUGGAUGGAAACUGAUAGUGCGGUCAGUAGGCAUCGAGGACUCAAACGCACAGUACUCGUGUUCGGUUCUGGACUCGUUAACUGGCGAGCGGCGGCAGAGCGCGCCAGUCAGCAUCGACGCUUCCCCUAUGAGCGUGGCGUCAGCUCCUCGCUCCAUCACGCAUGGCCAGUGGGAGGCAAGCGUGAGACGUGGUGGUGACGUCGCACUGCCUUGCUUGGUGCACGCCAGUCCGCCAGCGUCUAUCACGUGGUACCGCGAGACAGGUGGCGGGGUACUCCGCGAGGUCAGAGACAAUGAGGGUGCUGGUAGGUAUACCCGCACCCACGAUGCCCUCGCCAUCAGAAGGGCAGAGAUCGCGGACGGCGGACGGUGGGCGUGCCGCGCAGCCAAUCCGCACGGUCAUCUCACGCUACGACUGCAUUUGGCUGUACACGCGCAUUUGACUGUCCACGCUCAACCACAUACCCAGGUGGUAAACAGCGGUGGUACUGCUAUGAUCAACUGUACAUGGGGUGGCUGGCCGGCCCCACGGCUGGAGUGGCUCCACAAUGGAGUCCCAUUAGGAGCAGGGGUGGCUGGAGGCAGGGUCCAUAUACAGAGUAAUGGGGAACAACUCAUCAUCACGGCCGUCCAUCGAGCUGAUAAAGGAGUGUAUCAGUGCAUGGCGAGGAAUGAGCGGGAUUCCGCGCAGGCCAGCGCAGAAUUGAGGCUUGGAGACACGGCGCCAGAGCUACAGUAUACGUUCAUCGAGCAAGUCCUGAGACCUGGACAGGUGGUGACUCUCAAGUGCUCCGCAGUCGGUUCACCGCCGCCACACUUCACCUGGAUGCUGGAUGGACAGCCCCUCAACACCAUAGCCAUGGGACCUAGAUUUAGUGUCGAACAAUUCGCGACCAAGGCAAACGACGUGGUCAGUUACUUGAACAUCUCAGCGGUGACGUCAGAUGACGGUGGACUGUACACUUGCAGAGCGGCAAACUCGCUUGGUGAAGUGGCGCACACGUCCAGGCUCAAUAUUUAUGGUCCACCUUAUGUAAGGUCACUAGCGCCGAUCAGAGCUGUCGCUGGUCGGGAACUGAUGCUGUACUGCCCAUACUCUGGCUACCCUAUCAGUUCUGUGAAGUGGCACAGAGAUGGCCAACCUGUUGAAUGGGACAGCAGUGUAGAUGGCGCACUAAGGGUAGCCAGGGUGGAGCCGUCUCAUGCCGGUACCUACACCUGCUUGGUGAUGGGCGCCCACGGGGAGACAGCCAGGAGGGAGCUACAGCUGGUUGUUAGCAAUCCUCCUGAAAUAGAGCCGUUUUCCUUCUCUGCAAACCUGCAAGAAGGCAAGCGUGCUCAGGUCAGCUGCAGCGUGACGUCGGGAGACAUGCCAGUACACUUCACUUGGUUAAAGGAUAACGCCCCUAUACCCACCAGUUUACAGGUGGAAGAACGGGCCGCUGACUUUUUCAGCAAUCUCGUAUUCAAAGAGGUGUCAGCCCGCCACAGCGGACUGUACACGUGCGUGGCAUCCAAUUCCGCGGCCAAAGUUAACUAUACGGCCGAGCUGGUGGUGAAAGUCUCACCAAAAUGGGUGGUGGAACCAAAAGAUGAAGCUGUGCUGGCCGGGGAGGCUCUGGCACUGCAUUGCCAGACUACGGGCUCACCAUCACCGCAAGUCACGUGGUUGAAACAGAGAGGUUCGUCAUCUACAGACUUCGUCCCUCUGGUGAACCUCGGCGGCCGCUUCCAACUUUUGACCAACGGAACACUCUGGAUCGAGUCUGCGCUACCGUAUGACGAAGGCCACUAUAUCUGCAAGUCUGAGAAUGGAGUUGCUCCCUCCCUGAGCAAGAGUAUUGCCGUGGCUGUUAAUGAGCCGGCGCGGUUCGAGCUGACGUCGCAUAACAUGACGGCGCGGCGCGGCGCGGCGGCCACGCUGGCGUGCGACGUGCGCGGCGACGGGCCCAUACGGGUCACGUGGGCACACAACACCAACCACCUAGAUCUUAAUACCUAUAGGUUAAGUAUAUCCGAAGCAAAGACUGAUAGUGGUUUAAGGUCCCAAUUAUAUAUAAGCAGAGCAGACAGAGAAGACUCGGGCGUGUACAAGUGCCAAGCAGUUAACGCCUAUGGUCACAGUGAUCAUUAUAUUUAUCUUUCCGUCCAAGAAAAGCCCGAUACGCCCCACUCGUUAUCUGUCACUGAGAUUUUAAGUCGAGCAGUGCGGUUAUCCUGGAGUCAAGGAUUCGAUGGCAACUCCCCGCUGGUCGGGUACACGCUGCAGUACUGCGUGCUGAGCGCGCAGGGCUCCAUCAGAGUCAACCAAUGGGACACUGCCACCAGCCUCAACGUCUCCGUCCAUGGCACUCCACACACCACUGUCAUUCUUACAAAAAAGGGUGACAUUCACUACGAGGCGCUCCUGAAUACUCUAAAACCUCACACGGCGUAUAUGAUUCGUAUCGCAGCUAUCAACCAGAUAGACAGAAGCGCCUUCACGGAGCCUGUGGUGGUCAAAACACAAGAAGAAGCACCAUCGGAAGCACCCACAAAUGUGCAAGUGACUGCAGGCGGAGCGGGAGAGCUGCAUGUGUCGUGGCGGCCGCCGCCAAGAGACGCGUGGCACGGGGAGCUGCUCGGGUACUCUGUCACCUGCACCGAGCUAACUACACCUGGCGCGAGUCACAGAAAUAUUACGAGGACUUUAACAGUAAACGGGUGGUCUGCAACAGAACUCAACUUAUCCGCUCUAAGGAAGUUUACACGAUACGAGGUGCGUGUGAGAGCAUUCAACGGAGUUGCAGCUGGACCGGCUUCUGCACCUGUCUCUGCUACUACUUUAGAAGGAGUUCCUGAGUCACAUCCAAUAACAGUAUCCUGUUUCCCUCUAUCAUCUUCGAGUAUGAAAGUAACAUGGAACCCGCCUCCAAUUGGACAACACGGUGGUCUUAUACAAGGAUACAAAGUCGUUUACUCGCCUUUUACUUCAGACGAAGCGGAUAUAGGGGAAAUUAAGCGAGUAACAACAACUGAUACUUACCUACAUACGCUCAGGAAAUACACCAAUUAUUCCAUUCAAGUACUGGCGUUCACCAAUGCAGGAGACGGCAAGAGAAGUCCUCCAGUUUAUUGCAUGACAGAAGAAGAUGUACCAUCAGCGCCUGAGAAGAUUAAAGCAUUGGCAUAUUCCAGUGAUACGGUACUAGUUAGCUGGCUACCACCAAUACACCCUAAUGGGAUCAUUUCUCAUUACACUGUAUACUACAGAGAAGCGGGCAGGUUAGGUAAACACUCGAGUUUUACAGUCACAGCAGAUAAAAAUGCAGACGUGGACCUCAUGUUUCAAGUGCGAAAUCUUAUGGAAACACAACUUUACGAAUUCUGGGUAUCGGCUACGACGGGCUCCGGAGAAGGCGAGUCCACGCUUGUAGUGGGACAAGGACCUGCAUCGAGGGUUCCGGCACGCAUCGCAUCGUUCGGGCGUGAGGUGCGCGUGGCUCGAGGUCGCGGUGCCGUGCUGCGGUGCUCGUGCGUGGGCGCGCCGCCGCCGCGCUCCCGCUGGGCGCACGCACGCCGCCCCGUCACGCACCACGCGCACUACCAGGUCACGCACGCCGGCCACCUGCGGCUGCGGGGUCAGUACUCACGCUCACUACCGCCCACUACGCGCCUCGCGCCGCCCCGUCACGCACCACGCGCACUACCAGGUCACGCACGCCGGCCACCUGCGGCUGCGGGGUCAGUACUCACGCUCACUACCGCCCACUACGCGCCUCGCGCCGCCCCGUCACGCACCACGCGCACUACCAGGUCACGCACGCCGGCCACCUGCGGCUGCGGGGUCAGUACUCACGCUCACUACCGCCCACUACGCGCCUCGCGCCGCCCCGUCACGCACCACGCGCACUACCAGGUCACGCACGCCGGCCACCUGCGGCUGCGGGGUCAGUACUCACGCUCACUACCGCCCACUACGCGCCUCGCGCCGCCCCGUCACGCACCACGCGCACUACCAGGUCACGCACGCCGGCCACCUGCGGCUGCGGGGUCAGUACUCACGCUCACUACCGCCCACUACGCGCCUCGCGCCGCCCCGUCACGCACCACGCGCACUACCAGGUCACGCACGCCGGCCACCUGCGGCUGCGGGGUCAGUACUCACGCUCACUACCGCCCACUACGCGCCUCGCGCCGCCCCGUCACGCACCACGCGCACUACCAGGUCACGCACGCCGGCCACCUGCGGCUGCGGGGUCAGUACUCACGCUCACUACCGCCCACUUCGCGCCUCGCGCCGCCCGUGCUGCGGUGUGGGUGCAUGGGCGCACCGUCGCUGCAGAACUCAUCUCUUAAUAAUCAGAAAAGGAAAAUAAUCACAAUGAUGAUAACGCAAUAUUUGAACGAGCAGUCAUCGGGCAACUUCUCAUGUACGGCCAGUAACACCAUCGGCGAAGACACAAUAGUAUACGUGGUGUCAGCGGUGCUGCCUCCAGCCGCGCCCGCUCUCUCGCUGCAAUACACCACUUCUUCCAGUAUCAAGCUACAUUGGCAAAUCCCUGGAGAAACUACUGAUCCCAUAUUGGGCUACAUCCUACAUCAUAAGCAAAAUACUGAUACCGACUGGAACACGGUAGAGCUGACUCCGGAAGUCACCUCGUACACCAUGGAUAUGCUCAAAUGCGGCACUACAUACAACGCAAAGAUCCAGGCCAGAAACAAAAUCUCUAUAGGUCCUCCUUCUGAGGUACUGAGUGCAACCACUAGAGGAGGAAGACCAAAACCGCCCAAGCCAGAAGACCAUGUACAUAUGAACUCAACAGCAAUCAAAAUCAACUUUUAUGCGUGGCGAGACGGUGGCUGUCCUAUAUUGGGGUUCAGAGUCUCGUAUAGAAGAGUAGGGACAGAGCAUUGGAUCAAGAUAGGAGACGGCCUGAAUUCUGCCAGCCACGUGGUAGGAGAUCUAUCACCGGGCACGUGGUACGAGCUUACCGUAGAGGCGUAUAGUGAUGCUGGUGUGGAGCGAGUUACAUUAAGAGUGGAUACACAUACGCUGGCUGGAGGUACGAAUUCAUGGAUAUUUUAA